Messenger RNA from Heterobasidion irregulare TC 32-1, 1907 nucleotides. RefSeq lists its product as uncharacterized. The record is from RefSeq and is a predicted model, not a curated record. The coding region runs from base 238 to 1752 and encodes 504 amino acids. Lineage: Eukaryota; Fungi; Basidiomycota; Agaricomycetes; Russulales; Bondarzewiaceae. The transcript is spliced from 12 exons. Gene Ontology annotation, cellular component: Golgi apparatus.
GCUGCCUCGCGUAUAUCAAUCGGCCAGCAGAUACUGCGUGGCCAGUCCGAACCCUGCCCGCCCCUCAGCAGCUUGCCACGACAAGUAUCUUCACAGGCUCGUUCCUAACUGCUUGUACAGCGCAGGCUAGCUGGUCUGGCUCGUCGGCGGCGCCGACAGAUAUAGUCACACGUUCUUUCCGUCUUCCGGCCGCUCUUCCCUUCGAUUCGAGGCGGCCAUUGUUCGUAUUACACAGAAAUGGGAGUAUGGUCAUGGGCUAAGUCUGAAGUGAAACAUCUGCGCCUACGCAUCUUUCUCAGUCGCUUCAUCGCAUGCUACUUCUUCCUCGCACUCGCACAUUUCGUGGGCCAGCUCAUCCUUGUGUCGAUCACACUAGCCGAUGAUACCGUCGUCGUCAACACGGUCUCGGGGAUUCUCGACGAUCACGGCAUUAGGCCUGGUCUGCCAUUGAUUGAGGGUGGCACGUUGAGGGAUUGUGAUGGUGCCGCACACCUCGAUGGCACAUCCUGUACAGUGCUGGCUCAGCCACCAGAUGGCCGCAAUGGGCCCGAUGCCUUGUUUGUUGCAGACUAUUGGAACUCGGUUCUCGUUUUGUACAACCAGACAGAUGACGCUUCAGAUGUGACUUUUGAUGACUCGCUGCAGGUGACAGACCAGUGCGCCAUGUCGAUGGGAUGGAUUCUGGAUGUCUUCCACGACGCAAAGCGCGAGGAGCUGGCUACACUGUUCUUCCAAUUGUGGCUCCUUGUAAUGUCUAUGAUGGCUGUCUUGGCCGACUCUACCCCGCAUCUGAUCGCUGCAUUGUCCGGCCAUUUUAUGAACACGGCCUGGGCUUCCUUCAACGUAUACACUGGCGUGAAAAUGAAGCACGAGUAUCAACGGUUCAUUGUCGCGGGUGCUUGUAAUGGGGUCGAUGUGCUUGGAGGCUGGUGGGACGAACGUUUGAGACACUCCGCGCCGAUUCUCGUGUUGAACAUGGUCGCCACCCUCGCAAUGGUAUAUCUCACGUGGAAACUGUCAACAAUUUACCAUCGACAAUCUUUCCGUAGUGUCGGGGCACCAUCCAAUAUCAUCCGCAUCCACCGGGUGUAUCUCGGAUUUGUCAUGACGCUGCAACUGGCCUCAUUCUUCACGAUUGCAGCCACGGCAUUGUGGAUUUCCAAGCUCACUGAAGACGCAGUUCGCAGGGCCGCCGAGAAUUAUUCACUCUAUCUCGCGGGCUUCAUUGUUACUGUCUUGCUUAACAUAGUUUGGGUUACUUCCGGGUGGCUUUGCAUUCGGAGAGAAAACCGCGCCCUGUUCUGGCCUUUCCUCCUAGUCGGACUCGUCGUGAUCACCAUAUGGACCAUCAUGUUCUUCAGCCCUCUCUACCGAUUUGUCUUCCUCACGUGGCCGUUCUUCGCGAACAUGACCAUCGUUUCGUAUGUGUUCCUUGUGGCUACCUCUGUCCUCGGAAUAGCUUGCCGCUUUAACUUCGGUCAAGGCUUGGCGCACUAUCUCAUGGUUCUGAAAUCGCUUGCCAACGACGACUUCACUCCCGCAUCGUUCGCCAAUGACCCUGAAAAGGUUGAAUGGCCGGUGAAAUUUGUGGACAUCCCGCGCUUCUCUGUGAUGACAGGCGAAGGAUACACUGUGACUCCUAUUGGGCCAGGGGCAACGGCGCAGCACCUUGUUAGCCUGCCAAAGGCGGAUCAUCGCAGAGAAAGCAGCGUUGUCUUGGACAUUUGCGACGACAAACGAGACAGUAUUUAGGGCGUUGGCUGGUCAUCUGGUUGGUUCAGACGGCAGCCACACAUGACUCGUGGGCUGGACCCCGUCGGGUGGGGCCUGUAUCCUUCAUCGCUCUUUGCCCAUAUGUAUUUUACCACUUACUGCUGCUCAGACUCAUUUCAGGCAUCUUUCUCUGC